Leptopilina heterotoma is the source of this 1386-nucleotide messenger RNA. RefSeq lists its product as uncharacterized. Gene Ontology annotation, biological process: signal transduction. The transcript has 7 exons. NCBI's taxonomy places the organism in Eukaryota, Metazoa, Arthropoda, Insecta, Hymenoptera, Figitidae. The record is from RefSeq and is a predicted model, not a curated record. Gene Ontology annotation, molecular function: protein binding. The coding region runs from base 190 to 1272 and encodes 360 amino acids.
UAGUGGGGGCUUGGAGGAAAGUUGGCCGUGUUAUACAAGUUUACAUCAAUUGAUAUUAAAAAUAAAACAAUAUUUCGCUAAACAAGAAAAUCAUAAUCCUUAAUAUAUAAAUUAAAAUAAUAACAGAGAAAUGAUUCAUAAAGUUAUCGAAAAUAAAUUGUCAGUGUUUGAGAAAAGUUAAAAAAAAAUAUGUUUUCGCCAAGGAAAUUAGAUCCAGAACUGGAAAAAUUACGCGAUGAAGUUAUUGGACCACCAAAUUUAGAUACAGUUUUAUUGCAUUUACAAAAAGUAUCAUCGCAAAUUCACGCCUCGUAUAUUUUCGAAAAGGAAGGAAAACCUAUUUUACAGAAACUCUGUUUAUUAUUAAGUUCAACAGCAUCGGGGAAAAUUUAUGCCGAUUGGCAAGAUUUUGCAGCACAUUUAGGUCUAUUGCAAGAACAAAUACGAUGUAUAGAUCACGAUUUCAAGGGACUGGAGGAUCCAACGUAUUAUGUUUUAUUGGCAUAUGUACAAUCUCCAGAAGCUACAAUCGAUAAAAUUUUGACAGCUUUGGUAAAAUUAGAACGAUUUGAUAUUAUCAAUCGAAUGAAGGAAUCAGUCACUGAUUUUAUUGGAAAAUUGAUUACUGAUAAAACUACAGAUCACAAUUUAGAAAUUAUACGACCAAAAGUGAUACCAAGAGCACCUUUAGUUUUAAGUCCAAUGUUAAAAAUUACCUUGAGUCCAAAUGAAAUUGGAAAUAAAUCUUCAAGUACUGUACAUAGAACACAGGAUUUUAAGAGAACAAGAAACAUUAAAACAAGUUACGGAAGCAUUGUGAUGUUAACUUUCGCCAAAAAUGGAGAACAAACAGCGAUUGAUAUUACAAAACAGUUUAGAUCAAUGGAACCAAAAAUUGGAGUCAUACUUCUUAAGGAGCAAGAGAAAUAUGUUUAUAGUAGGGGAGUAGAAUUCGUUGACGACUGCUUCAAACAGGUAAAUUAUAUUAUUCCAAUUUUAACGAAAGAUUACGUUCAGCAAAUAAGCAGUCCGACUAAUUUAUAUAAUGAAGAAAAUAGUACUCUGGAUACGAAAUAUUUAAAAUAUGUGUAUUCGUUGUUGAGAUACGAAUAUAUAAAUCAAGAUUGCUGCAAUAGUAGAGUCAGAUGCAUUCUUCCAGAGAGUGAAACGCAAAAUAUAAACAAAUUUCAUUUACAUCCUACUUUACAAGCAUGGUUCAAGGAAAGUGAUUUAAAAACUUUUGCUGAACGAAUUCUUCUAAAAAAAUUUUAAACAAAACAAUAUCGAAUGUACUUGUCGUUUUUCGUUUUAAACUUUUGUAAAUUAUAAUUGAAUUUUAUAAGAAAUUAAGUUUUUUAUUAUUAAUAAUUAAUAAUUAGUGUGAAA